AUGUUCCACAGUCGGGGAUUCGCGCCGCACGAGAACCAGCCGUUUGCGGCACAGGCUCGGACGCCCGGCCCUUCCCGCUCCCACCUCUCACCGACACGCUCCAGAGCCAUGACGACCGGGAAGCGUGGGCUCGGCGAAAUGUCGUCAAAGCCGCCGUUCGGACAAGACUCUAGCACUCUGGGCCCCAAGCAGCUGUUCAAGGAGCUGGCCUCCAAGACGCCGGCCAGAGCGCUUGGUGAUCGUACUAACAAGACGCCUGGCCUGAGGAACCGCCAGGGCCAGAACGAGGACAGCUCCCCCGCCAAGAAGGACAUGUCUUCGCCGUCCAAGGGCAAGGCCAAGACGGCGCUGCAGUCCCCCUCCAAGGGCUCGCAGAGCGUCAGCCCCAAGAAGGCCGUCGGCCAGCCCCUCCGCACGCUCAACGGCAAGAUGAAGGAGAAUGCCGCGACGCCCUUCUCCCGCGCCGACCAGUCCUACGCCACCGACAUGAGCUCGAUGAUGACGCCGGCUCCAAACGCUCCGCUGCUCAAAGGCCGCAUGAUGAGCAGGCAGACCAGCUUCGUCACGCCGGCCGCCAACAUCGGCAAAGCGGGCCAGAUCAAGGCGAGGAUGGGCGAGAUGCUCGACGCCGAGCUCGGACUCAACCUCGACGACCUCGAGGCGCCGCAGCUCGAAACGCACCAGUCGCAGAGGGAGUUGACUGAAGAAGAGCUCUACCCGGAGAUCGAGUACAUGCCACCGAGUACCUGGGCGACAAAUCCGCCGUACGAGUACCCCUCCGAGCUCGACGGCGUGCCCAGCGCCAAGGAGCUGGCCCAACAGCUGGCCACCUUCCGUCCGGCAGGCUUCCUCAAGGGAGUGCCUGCUGAGCUGUCGGACUCCGAGGAUGCCAAGGCCUUCCCGGAGCUGACCGGCGACGCUCUCGACCUUGGAUCGCCGCCACAGCUGAGCGACGGUGGUGCCUCUGACGAUGAUCUCUGGCCGGACGUCCCGAUCAGCGCGUCUUCCGCCGAAGCCGGGUCCGCACGCCCCUCUGAUCGCCUCACGAAGGUCUCUGCUCGACCGACCGAGCCCCGCAAGGCGAGCUCUUUGCAAGUGAAGAGCCGCACCCCGGCCACGGCCACUUCUGCACGCGCAGGCGCCACUUCGGCCUCGACGAUACGGCCCCGCUCCCAACCCUCGUCGGCAUCAUCGUCGACCACGCUCUCGCGACCCUCGACCAGCGCAUCGAAGGCCUCGGCUGCAAGCACAUCGACAAGGUUGGGCGCCGCACCGCCGGGUGCGAAAGCCGCCAGCGGUCCUGCUGGCAGAGGCGCGCCACCCGCCGGCUCUACCAGGCCCGGACCGAGCCGUCCAUCCAACCGGAUCGCUCAAACACCGACGUCGGCAAGGCCGGCGUCGAGCAGCAGCGCUGGAACCACGCAGUCGCGCAAAACGAGCCUGAUGCGAUCCAUCGCGCCGCCUCGGCUGGCAACAGCGGGCCGACCCGCGACGGGCGCGAGGCCGACGGCUCGGCCGCCACCGCCGUCUGCUGCGCGUGGCGCUGUCCCCGCGCCGCCGAAGCCUCGCAUGCAGAUGAACGUCAAGCUGCGCGACCUCAGAAACGACGAUCUCGGCCGCUUUGUCGAAGAGAAGAUGCAGCAGUCGACGGCUGAGACGAGCUUCGAGGGAUUCGACCUCGAGCCGGUCAUCGAGGCCAGCGACGAGCCCUGCGCGGCGACCUCUUCAGCUGAGCCCGCCCCAGAGGCAUUGGCCCUACCCGCUGGACAAGAUGCGGAAGAGACAGCGCCGGAGCCAGUCUCCGUCUCUAGUCACUCUGCUGCAGAGCCAGCGGUCGAAGGGCCGGGUUCGCCGCAGCCCUCACUCUCGUAA
This is a messenger RNA of Pseudozyma flocculosa PF-1, 1872 nucleotides long. RefSeq lists its product as uncharacterized. The transcript is spliced from 2 exons. Bases 1 to 1872 code for a protein of 623 amino acids. The record is from RefSeq and is a predicted model, not a curated record. Lineage: Eukaryota; Fungi; Basidiomycota; Ustilaginomycetes; Ustilaginales; Ustilaginaceae.